AUGGAUUCAAAUGGAGAGAUAAAUGACCUAUAUAGUCAUUCGGAGUUGAUUAAUGAAGAAACGGAAUCAAAACUGGCAUGGGUUAAGAGGUGGUAUCAGCUAAUCGCCUCCCCUUUAGAUUUGCAGCUAGUAAUAAAUGAAAAGUUGGAGAUGAUAGAUUGGGAUGCGUAUGCCAAAAGCCUAGCUAAGCCAUUAGGGAACUUUUUAACGACACUUUUUUUUAUCAUGAGACUCUUACAAGACAAUUUGAUCAAGCCCAAUUAUUACAAGCUUAAUGUCAAGUCAGACGCUUUCGAUCUUUCCAAAUCUAGCAAAUUAAAAGAGUUUGAUCAUUUAUGGGAAAUAUCUUCUAGUUUUCAAAAUGGUAAUCAAUUUUAUGCUUUUCAAUCUUUUUAUUUCAUUACUCUCAGAUUUAUGGAUAAUCUUUUUAAAUGUGCUAUUAUAAUCUUUUUGUCCCUAAACCUUUAUCUAACUUAUAGAUUCAUGUUUGGAUAUUUUAAAACUUAUAAUUUAUUCCAUUUGAGAAAGGAGUUCAAUUCUUCAAACCUAACUAAACAUAACCUGAGUUACUUGAGUAAAGAAUACUAUGAAGAUGUUUACAAAAAGUCAUUGUGGUCUAUGUUAAAGCAUUUUUUUAAAGGAUCUGGCGAUGAUACACCUCAUAUUGAUCAAGAUGAUGAUGAAAUAUUCUAUCAGUUAAAAAAAUGGACUCCGACCAAGUUUAUGAUUAAUCUUUUUGUAUCGUUCUCACCAACAGCGAUUGUAUUUUUGAGCCUUUCCGAUGUUUCGUUUACCACUGUGAUUGCUUUGAUCUUACAUCAAUAUAUCUUAGAUUAUGUCAUAACUAAUAGAUUCCAAAGAAGUGUGGAAGAUGAGUUGAUCUUAUCAAGUGCAGCUUUGCAAGAAUAUGAAGACAAGCAUAUAAUGUCACGAAUAAAUCAAUAUAGUAGCAAGGACACCAUAUCAUCUAGUAGAGGCGCUAAAUCUAAAACACCAAGAAUAUUCACCACUCAUUCAUUACGUGGAGAAGAAAUUAGAGAGGUAUAUAAUUACAAAAAAAAGGAAUUUGAGGUAUUGCCUAAAAUAACUGACAAUUGGCGAGGACCCCGAGAAGCCAGAGUAAAAAACUUUGAAGGCAUUUCUCAAGUAUUCGGUAAUGACAUCCAUUCUUUUGAUUCCCAGCUUUCUUCCCAGCUCUACCCAUAUUUCGGCGAGAAAUUUCCAAACAAUGAAUAUAUUAGAUUAACAUCAAAACAAAAUUCAAAGAAGGAUGAAGCUUACCUGCCAAAUCAAGACCAGAAUACAUCAAAAUCUUUGAGCCCUUUAAGAAAAACACCCUUGAGCACAAGACAGAAAAGUUUUGAAGGUUCAGAAUUGAAUGCAUUGAAUAGAGAUGGUAUCAAGGUCAUUCUUUGCUCGCCAAAAAAGAAGAACAUUAACAAAGAAUAG
This is a messenger RNA of Saccharomyces mikatae IFO 1815, 1449 nucleotides long. It is a transcript of the gene NUR1, whose product is annotated as Nur1p. Bases 1 to 1449 code for a protein of 482 amino acids. The transcript has a single exon. Gene Ontology annotation, biological process: regulation of exit from mitosis; maintenance of rDNA. The record is from RefSeq and is a predicted model, not a curated record. NCBI's taxonomy places the organism in Eukaryota, Fungi, Ascomycota, Saccharomycetes, Saccharomycetales, Saccharomycetaceae.